AUGCGUAUUUACAAACACAUGUUAAAGACAAUUUCCUACAGAUAUCUGGACGUGUUACAGGACAUCGUUCAGAGUUAUAAUCGUACACAACAUCGCAUGUUGGGACAGAGUCCGGUCAGUGUCACUAAGAGAAACGAGGGCGAAGUCAGAAUAGCUCAAUAUCUUAUCAAGAAAUCUGAUAAAUCCCCAAAGAAAAAGUCAAACUUCACAUUUGAAGUGGGAGAAAAGGUGAGAAUCAGUCACAUGAGGGGAAAGUUUGAUCGGGAAUAUCAAGAAAAAUGGUCGGGGGAAAUCUUCAGUAUCGAAAGAAGAUACUGGUCUCAAAACAAAGAUAUGUACAAACUCAAGGACUGGGGUGGUGAUUCUAUCGAAGGGACAUUCUAUGCAGCCGAACUUCAAAAGGUGACAGAAAAUCCAGACCAGGUAUACAGAAUACAGGAGGUAUUGACAAAGAGAACUCGGAACAAAAAGAAAGAGGUACUGGUCAAGUGGGUUCAUUGGUCCAGUAAGUAUAAUUCGUGGAUUCCCGAACCCGACCUGAUUCGUUACCAGAUGAUAUAA
This is a messenger RNA of Gigantopelta aegis, 561 nucleotides long. RefSeq lists its product as uncharacterized. The record is from RefSeq and is a predicted model, not a curated record. The coding region runs from base 1 to 561 and encodes 186 amino acids. NCBI's taxonomy places the organism in Eukaryota, Metazoa, Mollusca, Gastropoda, Neomphalida, Peltospiridae. The transcript has a single exon.